AUGGCAACUAACCCAUAUCCGAUUCACACAAUUUCUCUCACCGGUGAAAAGAGUGACGUUUUGGGUACGGCCUUUGUUGCCUGUGCAUUCAGCAGCCUCCACAACAAUCCAAAGACAAGCUUCACACAAGGAAUGAAUGUUCCCAAGUAUGGUAGUCCUAUAUCCAAGUAA
Sphenostylis stenocarpa is the source of this 171-nucleotide messenger RNA. Lineage: Eukaryota; Viridiplantae; Streptophyta; Magnoliopsida; Fabales; Fabaceae. The record is from the annotation of a GenBank genome assembly.